Messenger RNA from Penicillium pulvis, 2403 nucleotides. Its product is annotated as beta-glucosidase. The coding region runs from base 1 to 2403 and encodes 800 amino acids. Gene Ontology annotation, biological process: glucan catabolic process. The transcript has 8 exons. The record is from RefSeq and is a predicted model, not a curated record. Gene Ontology annotation, molecular function: beta-glucosidase activity. Lineage: Eukaryota; Fungi; Ascomycota; Eurotiomycetes; Eurotiales; Aspergillaceae.
AUGUUCUUAGAGAAAUUUGGCCUGACAUUGGCCGUUUUGUCCCUUUAUGGACUUGGUCAUGCUGAAAGCGAUAUUACCUCCGAUACUUACUUCUAUGGAGAUUCCCCAGCUGUAUACCCGUCGCCAAAUGGCACUGGAACUGGUGAUUGGGCUGCAGCCUAUAAGAAGGCCACAGCUUUGGUUGCGCAGAUGACAUUGGAGGAGAAGAAUAACCUCACUUUUGGAAUUGAUUCUACGAGCACGAGCUGUGUUGGAGUCAUUGGAGCUAUUGAACGUCUUGGAUUCCCAGGCAUGUGCCUUCAGGAUGCGGGCAAUGGAGUUCGCAUGGCGGAUUUCGUGAACAGCUACCCGAGUGGCAUUCAUGUUGGUGCUAGCUGGAAUAAGUCCCUUGCUCACGACCGCGGGUGGCAUAUGGCGGGCGAGUUCCGGACAAAGGGUGUCAAUGUUGCUUUGGGUCCUGUUGUUGCGCCGAUGGGAAGAACCACCACGGAUGGAAGAAACUGGGAAGGUGUUGCUAGCGACCCAUACCUGAGUGGUGCACUUGCGGCACAGACCGUCGAGGGCAUGCAAGGCCAAGGUGUGAUCACGAGUGUCAAGCACUUUAUCGGCUACGAACAAGAAUUAUACCGGAACCCUACAGCCAACUCUGAUAACCAGACUGUAGAGUCCGUCUCCAGCAACAUCGACGAUAAGACAAUGCACGAAGCAUACCUAUGGCCAUUCCAAGAUGCAUUGAAAGCAGGUGCUGGAAACAUCAUGUGUUCAUACAACCGUAUCAAUAACUCAUACGCCUGCCAGAACAGCAAAACACUCAACGGUCUACUCAAGACAGAACUCGGCUUCAAUGGCUUUGUCGUGACAGAUUGGUAUGGUCAGCACUCUGGUGUGGGCGCUGCACUAGCUGGUCUUGACAUGGCCAUGCCCACUGGUGAGACCUACUGGGGUACGGACUUCACUAAAGCCAUCACAAAUGGUAGUGUUCCGCUCUCUCGCCUGGAUGAUAUGGCAACAAGAAUUAUCGCAACAUGGUACCAGAUGGGUCAGGACUCGUCGACCUACCCUUCGCUAGGAGUUGGAAUGCCUUACAACAUCAGUGGACCCCAUAAGAUUGUCAGUGCCCUCACUAAAGAGGCCAAGCCUACACUUUUCGAAGGCGCCGUGGAAGGCCAUGUCCUCGUGAAGAACGUCAACAAUUCGCUGCCUUUGAAGUCGCCAAAACUGCUGUCUGUUUUUGGAUGGGAUGCUACCGCUCCCUCUCAGUACAUGCCCAGCAAUGUCCUCGCAACGGAUGCCUGGGAAGAUGGCUAUGAGCCAGUCCUGUCCUGGCUUAGUGCAAUGUCUGAGACCUCCGACAUCACCAAUGAGCCGUAUGAUUUCCAGGUUGCUUUCAACGGCACUCUGAGCGUCGGAGGUGGUUCCGGUGCCAACGCGGGUCCAUACCUUAGUGCACCUCUGGACGCCCUCCAGCAGCGCGCAUACGAGGAUAACACCGUUGUCAUGUGGGAUACCGGUGCCAACCCGGAUCUACUAGGUGUAAUGGAAGCAUCAGAUGCCUGCCUUGUGUUUAUCAACGCCUUUGCUACCGAGGGACUCGAUCGCUCCGGAACAUACGAUAGCUACUCCGAUGCCCUCGUGGCCAAGGUUGCAAAGACCUGCCCCAACACAAUCGUCGUCAUCCACAAUGCCGGAACCCGUAUGGUGGAAUCAUUCGCCGAGAACCCCAAUGUCACUGCAAUUGUCUUCGCUCAUCUCCCCGGCCAGGAUUCCGGUCGUGCUAUCGCUUCCCUGCUCUACGGAGAUGACAACUUCAGUGGAAAGCUCCCGUACACAGUUGGCAAGAAUGAAUCCGACUACCCGGCCUACUGGCACGACUACGCAGUCAAGCCCUUCGAGCUGUUCCCGCAGUCCAACUUUACCGAGGGUGUGCUUACAGACUAUAAGUGGUUUGAUGCAAAGGGUAUCACGCCACGCUAUGAAUUCGGCUUCGGUCUUUCAUACACCACAUUCGCAUUCUCGGGGCUUAAGGUUUCCUCUGUGGAGGAUGGUAUCGCUGCCUAUCCCAGUGGUGUCAUCGAGCAGGGUGGCCAGGUCGAUCUAUGGGAUAGUAUCGUCAAGGUUACUGCGACGGUCAAGAACACUGGAAGCAAAUCUGGUGCAGAGGUUGCCCAGCUCUACGUAGGUAUCCCCGGUGGUCCUGUUCGACAACUUCGUGGAUUCGACAAGGUUAAGAUUGCGGCUGGCAAGUCUGCUGAGGUAUCCUUCUCACUGACCCGUCGUGAUCUCAGUACUUGGGAUGUUACAGCGCAGAAGUGGCACCUCCAAAGUGGAGAGUAUAAGAUUUAUGUUGGUUCCUCGAGUCGGGAUCUACCUCUCACUACGACUCUGAAGGUUACCACCGACUAG